This is a messenger RNA of Suillus discolor, 698 nucleotides long. RefSeq lists its product as uncharacterized. NCBI's taxonomy places the organism in Eukaryota, Fungi, Basidiomycota, Agaricomycetes, Boletales, Suillaceae. The transcript has 5 exons. The record is from RefSeq and is a predicted model, not a curated record. The annotation marks the transcript as partial.
UGGGAAUUAGACUACUAUUCUCCUGCAUGGAAAUUUGUAGGCCAACACAUGCGAUGGACUGCAAGCAUGGAAAAGAUUGCCAAUGGGCAUGCUCGACGCGCCAUGAAUGUACCAGUAACGGAACCAACUCCUCCGUAUAUAUCGAUGCACAUACGGCAUGGUGACUUCAGCCAACAAUACGAAGAGUUUCCAGUGGACCAGUGCUUCGCCCCGUUGUCUGUCAUUGCGCGCAGGGUGUCUGAGGUGCAAGAAAAGCUUCGGACACGAAAAGGGAUUGAGGCCACGCAUGUUAUCAUGACGAGCGACGAAAGGGACCCGGAAUGGUGGUCAGAUGUUGGGGCGAACGUGGGUAGAUUACGUAGCGGAACAGACAGAGAGAUCUAUGGAAAACGGCAUCCGGUGUUCGUUGAUGCUAUCAUUCAGUCGAAUGGAGCUGGCUUAGUUAGCACUUGUGGUUCUACGAUUCGCAGAGUACAGUCGUGGCAUGAUGGAGCGACUCGGCUCGUUAGAUGGGGGUGGCCGGACGCGGACGACCGCUGAUGUUGAUCGGAAUGCUGGAAUUGAGACUACUUUGGGCCUCACAAAUCAAUGGCUACAAUGUUCUUAUUUAUGAUGCGCCUAAUGGUCGUUCUCCGGCUCGAAUUCACUGCAGGCGAAAGCUUCUUGGUGCAUAGUACUGGAAACGUUCCCUUCCUGAC